Messenger RNA from Hibiscus syriacus, 1593 nucleotides. RefSeq names its product F-box/kelch-repeat protein At1g16250. The record is from RefSeq and is a predicted model, not a curated record. Gene Ontology annotation, molecular function: protein binding. Lineage: Eukaryota; Viridiplantae; Streptophyta; Magnoliopsida; Malvales; Malvaceae. The transcript is spliced from 3 exons.
CAUUACUCAGGAAAAAAUGCACUUUCCUCUUUUCUAUUUCAUCUAUCAAAUUAUUAUUAUUUGUUUUGCAGGUGAUUAUUCGAACUUCCCUUUCUAGUCUUUAAGGUUUAUGUGGAUAGCCUCUUUGAAGCAUGGAAUCUUCUCAAGAAACUCUUCUUCCUGGAUUGCCAGAUGAUUUGGCUUUGAGAUGUCUUGCCAGGUUGUCACAUGGUUACCAUGGAGUGCUUGAAUCUGUAUCAAACAGGUGGAAAGAUUUGGUUCGCAGCUCCGAGUAUGCUAAUUAUAAAGCUAAUCAAGGAUGGUGUGGGGAUUGGUUAUUUGUUGUGACCGAACGUUCCAAUAAUAAGUGGAUUGCCUAUGCUCGUGAAGCCAAUAGAUGGCAUCCGUUGCCAAAGAUUCCAACAGACCAUGAUGGUUUGCAGCAUUUUGGAUUUUCAGGUGUGUGUGUCUGCAACCGGCUUCUUGUGAUUGGUGGCUCUCAUGCACCACGUGAUACUGCUUAUCCGCGACAAACUCCUGUGAUAACGAAUGAUGUUAUCCAGUUUGAUCCUUAUAGGAAAAGGUGGAGCAGAUUAACGAGUAUGCGAACACCACGAUCUCACUUUGCAUGCUCUGUUAUGUCAGGGAAAGUCUAUGUUGCAGGAGGGCGCAACUUAUCUUAUCACCGAGGGCUUUCUCUUGCCAAGGUUUAUGAUCCGCUAAGUGAUCAGUGGGAGGAUGUGCCGGAAAUGCUGAACCCACAAAUGGACUGCCUAGGUAUAUAAUAUAAAGGCAAAUUUCAUGUUUUGAGUGACCAGGUAGGCUUGUCAGAGCAGAACCCAUCCGAAAUUUUUGAUCCACCAAGUAAAACAUGGCACAUGGUCAAUGAUAUUCGGCCUUUUUCGAGGGCAAUGCAAUUUGCUUUUCAGGUGAUGGGGGAUGAUCAAGUUUAUACUGUGGUGGAUUGGGGUGAGAGCUUAGUUAAAAUAAGAGACUCUUUAAGAGGAGAGUGGUACAAUGUUGGUGCCGUUCCUCCGGUUCGCCUUCCUGAUCACUCCCGAGAACUUGAGGCCUUUGGUUAUGGUUUCGCUGCACUAAGACAUGAAUUAUAUGUUCUUGGAGGGAAAGUUCUCAAGUGGGAAGAUUCAGGAGCUGGGAGGUUUGAUGUGGUGAUGUUAGCUGGGGUGAGAGUUUGUGAUCCUUUAUGGAGGCCGUUAAACUGGAGGGAAAUCCGGCCUAUGUGUAGUCCGGCCGGUGGAUCCAUUCUUGGCUGUGCCUCCAUGGAAGAAGAAUAAACUUCUUGAUCUGGACAAAAGAAAAAUGGAUUUUCUCAUGUACUCACUAAAACCAAAUACUCUUCACGAGAGUGCAGGUCAACUGAAAUGCGAAUAUUUGUGCUGAAGCCAGACAUAUCCCUCAAUGGAAAACCUCGAAUUACAUUAUUCCCUGAGCUCUUUAGAACUCUUAGAUCCAUGUCUCGAGUAACUGAUCACCAUCACAGUACAUACACAGUAGAAACAUCUCUCUCUGUCUGUUUAUGUUAGUUGAAUACGCUAUUUCUAGAGCAAUCAUGGGAAUUUAUUACAAUUUACCUGUUUUCUGCCCUUGUUCUUC